Messenger RNA from Staurois parvus, 108 nucleotides. The record is from the annotation of a GenBank genome assembly. Lineage: Eukaryota; Metazoa; Chordata; Amphibia; Anura; Ranidae.
AUGGAUGAUACCAACCGCUCCAUCAUAAGAAACGUAAAGGGUCCUGUUCGUGAGGGAGAUGUACUGACGCUGUUGGAAUCUGAACGUGAAGCUAGAAGAUUACGCUAA